This is a messenger RNA of Lacerta agilis (Sand lizard), 2059 nucleotides long. RefSeq names its product RFT1 homolog (gene RFT1). The coding region runs from base 37 to 1659 and encodes 540 amino acids. Gene Ontology annotation, biological process: dolichol-linked oligosaccharide biosynthetic process; glycolipid translocation. The record is from RefSeq and is a predicted model, not a curated record. Gene Ontology annotation, cellular component: endoplasmic reticulum membrane. The transcript is spliced from 13 exons. Lineage: Eukaryota; Metazoa; Chordata; Lepidosauria; Squamata; Lacertidae.
GUCUGUGGCAGGGAGGCGGCGGCGGCGGCGGCAAAGAUGGGCUCUGAGGACGUGCUUAGGCAGACCAGCCAGCUGGCCUCUUCCAGCGCCCUCUUGCAGAUACUGUUCCGCCUAAUUACAUUUGGGUUAAAUGCUUUUACCCUACGAUAUGUUUCAAAGGAAAUCAUUGGCAUUGUGAAUGUAAGGCUGAUGCUGCUUUAUUCUACAGUUGUUUUCUUAGCCAGAGAGGCAUUCCGAAGAGCUUGUCUGAGUGGAAGUACAAGGAGAAACUGGACCAAAACAUUUAAUCUUUUGUGGACAAUAGUCCCCUUGGGCAUGUGUUGGACUGUAUUCCUGGGCUGGGUCUGGCUAGAUAUACUUGAAGUUCCUGAUGAAAAUGCUGUUCCUUACUACAACUUUGGAGUAGUUGCAUUUGGUCUUUCCGCUGUGAUUGAGCUUCUAGGUGAACCUUUUUGGGUUUUAGCCCAAGUACACUUAUUUGUCAGGCUAAAGGUAAUUGCUGAAAGUCUCUCAAUCAUUUGCAAAUGCUUUUUGACAGUUAUUUUAGUAGUUACAUAUCCUCACUGGGGGCUUUACAUCUUUUCUUUGGCCCAGCUUCUAUAUACCAGCGUUCUGGUUUUGUGCUAUAUAAUGUAUUUCCUGAUGUUUCUGGGUUCUCCUGAAGCAACCAAAAAAUCAUUUCCAGUUACUCGUAUGAUAUCUGUUUUACCUAAUUUUGGACAAGAUGAGGAAUUUGUUAACUGGGAAGAGGCUAAAUUGACUUGGAGUUUCUUUAAGCAAUCAUUCUUGAAGCAAGUUUUAACAGAGGGUGAACGGUAUGUAAUGACGUUCCUGAAUGUGUUAAAUUUUGGAGACCAGGGAGUGUAUGACAUAGUGAACAACCUUGGUUCUCUGACAGCUCGAUUUAUAUUUUUGCCAAUAGAGGAGAGUUUUUAUGUUUACUUUGCUAAGGUUCUGGAACGCGGAAAAGAUAUCAGGUUUCAAAAACAGGAUGAUAUCUCCAUGGCAGCAGCUGUAUUAGAAUCACUGUUGAAACUAGUGCUUCUGAUUGGCCUAACUAUUACAGUUUUUGGUUAUGCGUAUUCCCAGUUGGCACUGGAUCUUUAUGGAGGUUCAAUGCUCAGUUUGGGAUCAGGGCCAAGUCUCCUGCGUUGCUAUAGUUUAUAUGUCUUGCUGCUUGCUGUUAAUGGGGUAACAGAAUGUUUUACAUUUGCUUCAAUGUGUAAAGAAGAAGUGGACAGGUACAAUUUUGUCAUGCUUGCUUUGUCCUUGGUUUUUCUGUGCAUGUCCUAUUUCUUGACCUAUUGGCAAGGCAGCAUAGGAUUUAUCUUUGCAAACUGCUUCAACAUGGGGAUCCGAAUAGCCCACAGCAUCCGCUACAUUCACAACUAUUUUGCACAGAGCCCUUACAAGCCUUUAAAGGGCCUCCUUAUAUCACCGUUGCUGUUGGUUGUUUAUUUCGUCUGUGGAGUGGCCACGGGCUUUUCAGAGGUGUUCCUGUGCUGUGAUAAAGGGUGGCUGGCCAGGUUAAUUCAUGUUGCUGUGGGAGCACUGUGUUUUAUAGCAACUCUUGCCACUAUAUUCUUCACAGAGACUAAGCUGAUCCAUUUUGUUAGGACACACAUUUUGUCAAGAUAUACCAAAGAAGUGCUAAAAUAAUCAUGUACAGACUAAUUUCUGUAUAUGAAAUGUACAUAUUUGCUAUGGAGGAGAUAUACGGGGAAUUAAAUAUGUAACUACUGUAAUAUACAGGUGAUACUGUCCGUGAAACAUACAUAACUGGUAGCAAGGUAAUUCACAGCAAUUUAAGCUGAUACAUUUGUUCAGAACUCCAAAAUUAUACCUGUGGCAAGCAACUUGGUAAGUUUACAGUGGAAGGUUACGGCUGCCCGGUAUAUGAAUGCAAAUAUUAUGCAUAAUCCUCACUUGCGGAAGCCAGUAGCUGGAAAAUACUGGGCAUUAUUCUUGUGAUGCCACACUAAUGUCACAUUGAACUGUAAUGUACUUUAGAGACUGGAGGUGCACAUCACCUGACUGCUUCUGUUUCUUAACUCUUGAC